AUGUCAUCAAACGAACAGCAAAAACGUGGAUCUGAAUCUAACAAGAAUACUUCUGUUGUUGAAAAUUCUCCUGCUAUGAAUUCAAUAAAUGGUGAGACGAAUAAAACCAAACAAAUUAUUUGGGGUUUUCAAGACCCAAAUACUCCACGCGUUAACUGCGGUGCUGUACUCACCAAUAUGCCAUCAAAACCAAAAUUGGGAAUUUGGACUCCAAACCCUGAGAAAAAGGAGUAG
This is a messenger RNA of Dentiscutata erythropus, 234 nucleotides long. The record is from the annotation of a GenBank genome assembly. NCBI's taxonomy places the organism in Eukaryota, Fungi, Glomeromycota, Glomeromycetes, Diversisporales, Gigasporaceae.